CCGCCGCGAUGCUGCCCUGGAGACGUAACAAAUUCGUGCUAGUGGAGGACGAGGCCAAGUGCAAGGCGAAGAGCCUGAGCCCGGGGCUUGCCUACACGUCGCUGCUCUCCAGCUUCCUGCGCUCCUGCCCGGACCUGCUGCCCGACUGGCCGCUGGAGCGCCUGGGCCGCGUGUUCCGCAGCCGGCGCCAGAAAGUGGAGCUCAACAAGGAUGACCCGACCUACACCGUGUGGUACCUGGGCAACGCCGUCACCCUGCAUGCCAAGGGCGACGGCUGCACCGACGACGCCGUGGGCAAAAUCUGGGCGCGCUGCGGGCCGGGUGGGGGCACCAAGAUGAAGCUGACGCUGGGG
Vicugna pacos (alpaca) is the source of this 353-nucleotide messenger RNA. The record is from RefSeq and is a predicted model, not a curated record. NCBI's taxonomy places the organism in Eukaryota, Metazoa, Chordata, Mammalia, Artiodactyla, Camelidae.